CUCAACCCACUUAAUUACAAAGUCAUGGCCAACGUCCGAGCAGCUUGUUUUCUCAUCCUCCACUUGAUUACAUUGUUUUUGGUACAGUCUUGCGUGUCAAACUUUGCCAAUGCUACAAUUCUCGACAUUAGUACCGAUAAAUCUGCUCUUCUUGCAUUGAAAGCUCACGUUUCUUCCAAGGACCCUCACCAUGUUUUGAUAAGCAACUGGUCCUCCAACACUCCUAUUUGCACUUGGGUCAGUGUUACCUGUGGUUCUAAACAUCUCUGAGUCAAAGCUUUAAACCUUUCCUACAUGGACCUUGGAGGUACCAUUCCUCCGCAGAUUGGAAAUCUUUCGUUCUUGGUUAGUCUAAGCAUAGGCAACAACAGUUUUCAUGGUUCAUUGCCAAAUGAGUUGUCCCGUCUUUAUCGGUUGCAAUUCCUAGACUUGAGUUAUAAUGAAUUCAGCGGAGAAAUCCCACCAUGGAUGGGUUUGCUAAACAAACUUCAAAUAUUGUUUCUCAAUGGUAACAAUUUCGAAGGUAGUAUUCCACAAUCUCUAUCUAACAUAUCGUCAUUGCAGUGGAUUGAUCUUGCAUAUAACCAGCUUUCAGGCUCCAUACCGUCCUCUAUAUUCAAGAUGCCUACCUUGCAACAAAUUGUCCUCUACUCAAAUAAGUUUUCAGGUCCAAUGCCGCCCUCCAUUUUCUUCAAUGCGUCUUCACUACAAUACAUUAACCUCGGUAAUAACGAAUUAUCUGGUGGACUACCGACGUAUAUGUUUGAUCAUCUUCCCAACUUACAAUUUCUUUCUGUCGCCCAUAACCAUUUCUCUGGCGUACUCCCAGAAAUAGGGAACUUAACCAUGCUUACAGCGUUGUUCCUUUAUCAUAACAACUUUGAAGGUACAAUUCCAUCCUCGUUGUUGAAGUGUACACAACUGCAAUAUUUUGAUAUGUGGAAUAAUAAUUUCACAGGAAGACUACUCCCAGAAAUAGGAAAUUUAACUAUGCUUACGUACUUAUUUCUUGGCCAAAACAAGUUUGAAGGUGCAAUACCAAGUCAAAUUGGAAGACUGCAAAAACUAGAGCAAUUCGCAAUUUACUCGAACUAUUUUUCUGGACCAAUUCCGUAUGAGAUCUUCAAUAUCUCAACUUUACGAAAUAUUAUGAUGGCAUUCAAUAAUCUCUCAGGUGACCUUCCAUCAAAUAUGGGUCUUUUUCUUCAUAAUCUCCAAGUCCUUGCUCUUCAUGGGAAUGAACUGAGUGGAACGAUUCCCAACUCUAUUCUCAAUGCUUCACAGCUCAUCAUAUUAGAUUUGGGUGAUAACUCAUUCUCAAGCUCAAUUCCAAAAGCAAUUGGUGAUUUAAGGUUCCUCGAGGCGCUGAUCCUCGGAUAUAAUAAGUUGACAAUUCAGUCUCGAGAACUUGGGAGCAUUUUCUCUUCUUUGUCGAGUUGCAAAUAUCUCAGACUUUUUUCUUUGGCCAAAAGUCACUUGAAUGACGUCCUUCCCAAUUCAGUUGGGAACCUCUCAACCUCUCUUCAAAGACUUGGAUUACAUGACUGCAAUAUUAAGGGCAACAUUCCAGAAGAGAUUGGCAAUUUAAGUAGCUUGAUUGAUUUGACCCUAAACCACAAUGAAUUGGGAGGACCUGUUCCAACUACAAUUGGAAGAUUGGACAAGCUCCAAGGUUUGUUUCUUUAUGGUAACAGAAUAAAAGGUUCAAUCCCAUAUACACUCUGCCAUUUAGGAAGGUUGAAUACACUAAGUUUAAGUGGUAAUGAGCUUUAUGGACACAUUCCUGCAUGCAUAGAUAACAUGACUUCAUUAAGAACUCUUGACUUGGGUUUCAACCAAUUAACUUCUUCAAUUCCUUUGAACUUGUGGAGGCUUAAAGAUCUCUUGUUGGUUGAUUUAUCAUCAAAUUAUCUUAAUGGCCCUCUAGCUUUAGAUAUUGGGAAUAUGAAUGUCUUGAGAGCAUUAGAUUUGUCCAAAAACCAAAUAACAGGUCGUAUCCCAGUUGCAAUUGGUGGGCUAAAAAGUAUUGUGAAUCUAUCUUUGGCAGUCAAUCAACUAGAUGGCUCAAUUCCUACAUCUGUUGGUGAAUUGAUAAGCUUAGAAGUUCUAGAUCUUUCCUACAAUAACUUAUAUGGAGAGAUUCCCAAGUCCUUAGAAGAACUCUCAUACUUGAAACAUAUAAAUUUGUCAUUCAAUAAACUACGAGGAGAAAUUCCUUCAAGAGGACAGUUUGUACACUUCCCAGCUAGAUCAUUCAUCUCAAACAAUGGACUUUGUGGUGAGGCUCGAAUGCAAGUCCCCCCAUGCAAAGGAAAAAACGCCAUAGGAAUGCGAAUACUGAAAUAUGUGUCAAUUGCAGUGGGGUUAAUGGUACUUGGAGUGUGUCUUGUAUUUUUCUCAAUAAGACGCCAUAAAAGGAAUGCUAAAUUGUCACAUGACACAAAUUCAAUACCUUUAGCAACAUGGAGGAGAAUUUCACAUCAAGAACUUAUUCGAGUAACAGAAGGGUUCAGUGCAAACAACUUACUUGGAGAAGGGAGUUUUGGGUUUGUUUACAAAGGAACACUCUUAGAAGGUACAAUUGUUGCUAUAAAAGUUUUCAAUUUGCAAGUGGAGGGGGCAUUCAAAAGCUUUCAUAGAGAAUGUGAGGUGUUACACAAUAUUUGUCACCGGAAUCUUGUCAAAAUCAUUACUGCUUGUUGUAACAUGGACUUCAAAGCCUUGGUAUUAGAAUACAUGCCUAAUGGGAACCUAGAUAUGAGGUUGUACUCCGAAAACCAUUGCUUGAAUAUGUUACAAAGGCUAAACAUAAUGAUUGAUGUAGCAACAGCAGUAGAAUACCUUCAUCUUGGUUACACAACGCCUAUUGUUCAUUGUGAUUUGAAACCUACCAAUGUCUUAUUAGAUGAAGAUAUGGUUGGACAUGUCGCUGAUUUUGGCAUCUCCAAACUCCUUGGUGAUGGAGUUUCUCUAACACAAACAAUGACUCUCGCUACAAUUGGAUAUAUGGCACCAGGUGAGGUUAAGUUCCAUGUUUACCAUUCUAGUACUCUCAUAUAAACACAUGAUAUUGUUCUCUUUUGGAAAUGUAUUGACCUUUCUCACUUUAGUACCAUAUAAUUAUAUUUUCUCAUGAUAAGUUGUAACAUA
Molecule: messenger RNA, 3150 nt
Organism: Juglans microcarpa x Juglans regia
Lineage: Eukaryota; Viridiplantae; Streptophyta; Magnoliopsida; Fagales; Juglandaceae
Product: receptor kinase-like protein Xa21
Exons: 3
Coding region: 295-3060 (921 amino acids)
Biological process (GO): protein phosphorylation; hormone-mediated signaling pathway
Cellular component (GO): plasma membrane
Molecular function (GO): protein binding; protein kinase activity; ATP binding
Source: RefSeq, a predicted model, not a curated record